AUGGGUCAUAAAGGAAGUAAAGAUGUUAGCAUAGAAUUAAACGACGAAACCAUUGAUCGUCUGACAAAAAAUACAAAUUAUACACCGGAACAGAUUCGUCAAUGGCAUCAAGCAUUUUUACGUGAUUGUCCCACUGGCAAACUAUCAUCACGACAAUUUACAGAAGUCUAUAAGAAGUUCUAUCCAGAACACGAAGCUGAAAAAUAUAGUGCACAAGUAUUUCGCACAUUCGAUAUGGAUAGCAAUGGUUACAUUGAUUUUAUGGAAUUUUUACUUGCUGUAAACAUUAAUUCUAAUGGUGAUGUGCGAGAUAAACUGGGUCUUGCUUUUGAUCUUUAUGAUAUGAAUUCUAAUGGACAAAUCGACAAGAAAGAGAUGACAAAAGUGAUUACGGCUAUAUACGAACUACUCGGCGAAGAUAAUCGAAAAGGUGAUAAUUCACCAGGAAAUCGCGUGAAGAAAAUCAUGGAACAAUUGGAUAUUAAUGAUGAUAAAAAUAUCUCGCGCGAUGAAUUUGUUGAAGGUUGUCUAAAAGAUGAUGUACUUCGAAAAUUGUUAGCGCCUAAUGUUUAA
Molecule: messenger RNA, 573 nt
Organism: Rotaria socialis
Lineage: Eukaryota; Metazoa; Rotifera; Eurotatoria; Philodinida; Philodinidae
Source: the annotation of a GenBank genome assembly